Messenger RNA from Prunus armeniaca (apricot), 189 nucleotides. The record is from the annotation of a GenBank genome assembly. Lineage: Eukaryota; Viridiplantae; Streptophyta; Magnoliopsida; Rosales; Rosaceae.
AUGAGAGAGAGAGAGAGGCAUACGUUGUGGUGGGUUGGUAUUGAAUGGGCCAUGGUUGGUGGUGGUGGAGGUUUGAGGAGAGGCGAAGACUGCCCAUGGAAACUUGGAAAUGGAAAGAGGGAUGCGGGACCCACCAUAACCCGAUACGGACAGAAGCAGUCGAGCCCAGAAUCAAGAUUCAUACUUUAG